Messenger RNA from Dentiscutata heterogama, 237 nucleotides. Lineage: Eukaryota; Fungi; Glomeromycota; Glomeromycetes; Diversisporales; Gigasporaceae. The record is from the annotation of a GenBank genome assembly.
AACCUUUUCGAAAGUUGGCUUUAACAACGUCAAAAGGAUUGCAAGCGCAGCAUCAUUACUUGAUACUAGAGGAGUUAUCAUUACCAUCACGAGUUACUCUAAAAGUUUGAUUAGCAAAGCAGGAGAAUUGGAUAUUAUUUUAGCUGAUCCCAGAGAUUUAAUUGAUCAACUAAAUUCAUAUGUUGAAGAGGAACUUAAUAAUAGAGACAUUGAUGCAUUUUAUCAUACUAUUUAUUC